UCCGCCUCGCCCGGUCUGCGGGCGGGAAGCCCCCCGGAGAACCCGGAUGGAACCCGGCGCGGCUGGAGCGGCUGGAGGCGGGGGGGACGCCGCGGGUGCUGCUGUCUCACCGCGCCCCGCAGGAUCCUGCUCGGGGGUCGGACACGAGGAACCGCCGCCUAGACUGGUUCCAGCGCCCGGAGGCUGGGCCCCAGCCUGAGCGGAGAGCGAAGUGUAGCCUGAACGGGCGCCUAAAAGAAGCCCGAGCAUCCCUUGGGCCUGCUCCUCUGGCUCGGAGACGUCGGGUGGAGACCGAGCAGAGUCCUCUUCCCGCGCCGCCGGCGUCCUUAGCUCGCCCGGGCCGCCUCCUAAACGCUCCGUCCUUAUAAUACACCAACAGGUCCUACCAGUUACGAGCUGGUGUUGUUUACAUGCAUUCUCAUAAUUAAACUUCCCAACAGCCCUAUAAGGUAGGUACCAUUGUCCUCCCCGGUUGAGGGACUGAAGCUUGGACAGGUCCCAGCCUAAGUGACAAAGCCAGGAUCCCAGGCGUUUGCCUCUGGCGCAUUUGCUCAGCUAUUGCAUUCCCGUCCCUUUUCUCCUGGCUUUUGCUCUUAACUAUGUAAAAUGUAAUGAUUCAAUUCUCUGCCUCCCUGGACACCCGCACCUACCAUGGACGGGCAUAGGCGGUGGCCAGCAAAAAAUCUGCGACACCUCUGGAAUACUACGUGAGAAUUUUGGGGUGCCAUGUCGAAGAAACGCAAAUGGGACGAUGACUAUAUUCGUUACUGGUUCACCUGUACAACGGAGGUUGAUGGAACUCAGCGCCCACAGUGUGUAUUGUGUAACUCUGUAUUUUCAAACGCUGACCUCCGACCAUCAAAACUGUCUGACCAUUUUAACAGACAGCAUGGUGGUAUAGGUGGGCACGAUCUCAAUAGCCUGAAACAUGUGCCAACACCAUCUGAUCAGAGUGAAACCCUGAAAGCGUUUGGAGUUGCAUCUCAGGAGGAUACCUUACUACAGGCAUCAUAUCAGUUUGCGUAUUUAUGUGCCAAGGAGAAGAAUCCUCAUACAAUAGCUGAAAAAUUAGUGAAACCUUGUGCACUGGAAAUAGCACAAAUAGUUUUGGGACCAGAUGCACAAAAGAAGCUUCAGCAGGUAUCCUUAUCAGAUGAUGUGAUCCAUUCUAGAAUUGAUGAAAUGAGCCAGGAUAUCUUACAGCAAGUUCUAGAAGAUAUCAAAGCCAGUCCUCUUAAAGUGGGUAUUCAGCUUGCUGAGACAACAGACAUGGAUGACUGCAGUCAGCUAAUGGCAUUUGUGCGAUACAUAAAGGAAAGAGAGAUCGUAGAAGAAUUCCUGUUCUGUGAACCAUUGCAGUUAACAGUGAAAGGAAAAGAUGUGUUCAAUCUGUUCAGAGACUUCUUUUUGAAGCAUAAGAUAGCACUCGAUGUAUGUGGCUCUGUUUGUACUGACGGUGCCUCUUCUAUCCUAGGAGAAAAUUCAGAAUUUGUUUCCUGUAUGAAAAAAGAGGUACCUCAUAUCGUGAUCACACAUUGUUUGUUGAACCCUCAUGAACUCGUCACAAAGACAUUGCCUACAAAACUGAGGGAUGCUCUUUUUACUGUGGUGAGGGUAAUAAAUUUUAUCAAAGGGCGAGCUCCAAAUCAUCGCCUGUUUCAGGCUUUUUUUGAAGAAAUUGGAAUAGAGUAUAGUGUUCUCCUUUUCCAUACUGAAAUGAGGUGGCUUUCCCGAGGCCAAAUACUUACUCAUAUUUUUGAAAUGUAUGAAGAAAUAAAUCAGUUUCUUCACCACCAAAGCAGCAAUUUAGUUGAUGGCUUUGAAAACAAAGAGUUUAAAAUUCACCUAGCAUACCUUGCAGAUUUAUUCAAACACCUAAAUGAACUUAGUGCAUCUAUGCAAAGGACUGGAAUGAACACAGUGUCAGCUAGAGAGAAGUUGUCUGCUUUUGUUAGGAAGUUUCCAUUUUGGCUAAAGCGAAUUGAGAAAAGAAAUUUUACCAACUUUCCUUUUCUUGAAGAAAUCGUUGUUUCAGAUAAUGAAGCAUUAUGCAUUGCAGCUGAAAUAACAGUGCACCUGCAACAGAUGAGCAACUUCUUCCACGGAUAUUUCUCUGUUGGAGAUCUUGAUGAGGCAAGUAAAUGGAUACUGGAUCCAUUUCUUUUUAAUUUGGACUUUGUCGAUGAUGGCUAUUUAAUGAAAAAUGAUCUUGCUGAAUUACGAGCUAGUGGCCAAAUCCUAAUGGAAUUUGAGACAAUGAAGCUUGAGGAUUUCUGGUGUGCUCAAUUCACAGUGUUUCCAAGCCUAGCAAAGACAGCUCUAAAAAUCCUUAUACCAUUUGCAACUACAUAUCUUUGUGAGUUGGGAUUUUCAUCACUUUUGCAUUUUAAAACAAAGUCCAGAGGCUACUUGAAUAUGAGUGAUGACAUCCGUGUGGCUAUUUCAAAAAAAGUUCCUCGUUUCUCAGACAUCAUUGAACAAAAACUACAGCUACAGAAGUCACUGUAAGCUGAUAGACUUUUUUAAUGUAUCAUUUUUAAUAUAUUCUUAAUUCCAUUGUAAAAUUAAGUUAUAAUUCUGUCUCUUUUAUAUUUAUGAUAUACCAAAUCCUUUAAAAGUUUAGCAUUUUUAACUUUUAAUUUUCACGUGAGACGUGAAAAUAUGUUUUGAGAAUAAAACCACAAGCAGCGGAAAAGAUUAAGUGCUGCUGAUACAUAGGAUUCUUCUAAGUAUCUGUUUAACCUUUUGAUGUGAUACAUAAAAAAAGACACUCGAGCACUAGAAUAUCCAAGCUAAAUGGUACAACAGGCUACGAAUAGAGCCAAGAGAAAAAGACCUCCCAGAACAUGCAUCUCAUGUUGAAAGUCAAAGGAUGAAAUGACAGACUGAGUCCUCCCACGUCCUUGAGAGUUGUUUUGGGGAGGUUAAUGAAAUCAGAAGAGGAUUAUAAAAUGUUAUAUGAGAGAAGGGAUGAUCCUAGUUAAUGUAAGAUUUAUUUUUAAAUGUAUUCUUUGGAGUUAGUCUCACAAUGUCCAUUCCUCUUAGUUCCUAUGCUCUAAAUUCCAUGACUUUAAUAAACAUCCUAAUACCCUGUUA
This is a messenger RNA of Balaenoptera ricei (Rice's whale), 3096 nucleotides long. It is a transcript of the gene ZBED8, whose product is annotated as family with sequence similarity 200 member C. The record is from RefSeq and is a predicted model, not a curated record. The transcript is spliced from 2 exons. Bases 727 to 2508 code for a protein of 593 amino acids. Lineage: Eukaryota; Metazoa; Chordata; Mammalia; Artiodactyla; Balaenopteridae.